Messenger RNA from Heterobilharzia americana, 6519 nucleotides. Lineage: Eukaryota; Metazoa; Platyhelminthes; Trematoda; Strigeidida; Schistosomatidae. The record is from the annotation of a GenBank genome assembly.
AUGUCUGUCUAUCUAUCUGUCUGUACCUAUUUAUCAUUGGCUGACAGUGUCUGUCCUCCAGGUGUUUGUAAGUUGGUUCGCUGUCCUAUUACUACUACUACUACUACUACUACUACUACUACUACUACUACUACUACUACUACUACUACUACUACUACUACUACUACUACUACUACUACUACUACUACUACUACUACUACUACUACUACUACUACUACUACUACUACUACUACUACUACUACUACUACUACUACUACUACUACUACUACUACUACUACUACUACUACUACUACUACUACUACUACUACUACUACUACUACUACUACUACUACUACUACUACUACUACUACUACUACUACUACUACUACUACUACUACUACUACUACUACUACUACUACUACUACUACUACUACUACUACUACUACUACUACUACUACUACUACUACUACUACUACUACUACUACUACUACUACUACUACUACUACUACUACUACUACUACUACUACUACUACUACUACUACUACUACUACUACUACUACUACUACUACUACUACUACUACUACUACUACUACUACUACUACUACUACUACUACUACUACUACUACUACUACUACUACUACUACUACUACUACUACUACUACUACUACUACUACUACUACUACUACUACUACUACUACUACUACUACUACUACUACUACUACUACUACUACUACUACUACUACUACUACUACUACUACUACUACUACUACUACUACUACUACUACUACUACUACUACUACUACUACUACUACUACUACUACUACUACUACUACUACUACUACUACUACUACUACUACUACUACUACUACUACUACUACUACUACUACUACUACUACUACUACUACUACUACUACUACUACUACUACUACUACUACUACUACUACUACUACUACUACUACUACUACUACUACUACUACUACUACUACUACUACUACUACUACUACUACUACUACUACUACUACUACUACUACUACUACUACUACUACUACUACUACUACUACUACUACUACUACUACUACUACUACUACUACUACUACUACUACUACUACUACUACUACUACUACUACUACUACUACUACUACUACUACUACUACUACUACUACUACUACUACUACUACUACUACUACUACUACUACUACUACUACUACUACUACUACUACUACUACUACUACUACUACUACUACUACUACUACUACUACUACUACUACUACUACUACUACUACUACUACUACUACUACUACUACUACUACUACUACUACUACUACUACUACUACUACUACUACUACUACUACUACUACUACUACUACUACUACUACUACUACUACUACUACUACUACUACUACUACUACUACUACUACUACUACUACUACUACUACUACUACUACUACUACUACUACUACUACUACUACUACUACUACUACUACUACUACUACUACUACUACUACUACUACUACUACUACUACUACUACUACUACUACUACUACUACUACUACUACUACUACUACUACUACUACUACUACUACUACUACUACUACUACUACUACUACUACUACUACUACUACUACUACUACUACUACUACUACUACUACUACUACUACUACUACUACUACUACUACUACUACUACUACUACUACUACUACUACUACUACUACUACUACUACUACUACUACUACUACUACUACUACUACUACUACUACUACUACUACUACUACUACUACUACUACUACUACUACUACUACUACUACUACUACUACUACUACUACUACUACUACUACUACUACUACUACUACUACUACUACUACUACUACUACUACUACUACUACUACUACUACUACUACUACUACUACUACUACUACUACUACUACUACUACUACUACUACUACUACUACUACUACUACUACUACUACUACUACUACUACUACUACUACUACUACUACUACUACUACUACUACUACUACUACUACUACUACUACUACUACUACUACUACUACUACUACUACUACUACUACUACUACUACUACUACUACUACUACUACUACUACUACUACUACUACUACUACUACUACUACUACUACUACUACUACUACUACUACUACUACUACUACUACUACUACUACUACUACUACUACUACUACUACUACUACUACUACUACUACUACUACUACUACUACUACUACUACUACUACUACUACUACUACUACUACUACUACUACUACUACUACUACUACUACUACUACUACUACUACUACUACUACUACUACUACUACUACUACUACUACUACUACUACUACUACUACUACUACUACUACUACUACUACUACUACUACUACUACUACUACUACUACUACUACUACUACUACUACUACUACUACUACUACUACUACUACUACUACUACUACUACUACUACUACUACUACUACUACUACUACUACUACUACUACUACUACUACUACUACUACUACUACUACUACUACUACUACUACUACUACUACUACUACUACUACUACUACUACUACUACUACUACUACUACUACUACUACUACUACUACUACUACUACUACUACUACUACUACUACUACUACUACUACUACUACUACUACUACUACUACUACUACUACUACUACUACUACUACUACUACUACUACUACUACUACUACUACUACUACUACUACUACUACUACUACUACUACUACUACUACUACUACUACUACUACUACUACUACUACUACUACUACUACUACUACUACUACUACUACUACUACUACUACUACUACUACUACUACUACUACUACUACUACUACUACUACUACUACUACUACUACUACUACUACUACUACUACUACUACUACUACUACUACUACUACUACUACUACUACUACUACUACUACUACUACUACUACUACUACUACUACUACUACUACUACUACUACUACUACUACUACUACUACUACUACUACUACUACUACUACUACUACUACUACUACUACUACUACUACUACUACUACUACUACUACUACUACUACUACUACUACUACUACUACUACUACUACUACUACUACUACUACUACUACUACUACUACUACUACUACUACUACUACUACUACUACUACUACUACUACUACUACUACUACUACUACUACUACUACUACUACUACUACUACUACUACUACUACUACUACUACUACUACUACUACUACUACUACUACUACUACUACUACUACUACUACUACUACUACUACUACUACUACUACUACUACUACUACUACUACUACUACUACUACUACUACUACUACUACUACUACUACUACUACUACUACUACUACUACUACUACUACUACUACUACUACUACUACUACUACUACUACUACUACUACUACUACUACUACUACUACUACUACUACUACUACUACUACUACUACUACUACUACUACUACUACUACUACUACUACUACUACUACUACUACUACUACUACUACUACUACUACUACUACUACUACUACUACUACUACUACUACUACUACUACUACUACUACUACUACUACUACUACUACUACUACUACUACUACUACUACUACUACUACUACUACUACUACUACUACUACUACUACUACUACUACUACUACUACUACUACUACUACUACUACUACUACUACUACUACUACUACUACUACUACUACUACUACUACUACUACUACUACUACUACUACUACUACUACUACUACUACUACUACUACUACUACUACUACUACUACUACUACUACUACUACUACUACUACUACUACUACUACUACUACUACUACUACUACUACUACUACUACUACUACUACUACUACUACUACUACUACUACUACUACUACUACUACUACUACUACUACUACUACUACUACUACUACUACUACUACUACUACUACUACUACUACUACUACUACUACUACUACUACUACUACUACUACUACUACUACUACUACUACUACUACUACUACUACUACUACUACUACUACUACUACUACUACUACUACUACUACUACUACUACUACUACUACUACUACUACUACUACUACUACUACUACUACUACUACUACUACUACUACUACUACUACUACUACUACUACUACUACUACUACUACUACUACUACUACUACUACUACUACUACUACUACUACUACUACUACUACUACUACUACUACUACUACUACUACUACUACUACUACUACUACUACUACUACUACUACUACUACUACUACUACUACUACUACUACUACUACUACUACUACUACUACUACUACUACUACUACUACUACUACUACUACUACUACUACUACUACUACUACUACUACUACUACUACUACUACUACUACUACUACUACUACUACUACUACUACUACUACUACUACUACUACUACUACUACUACUACUACUACUACUACUACUACUACUACUACUACUACUACUACUACUACUACUACUACUACUACUACUACUACUACUACUACUACUACUACUACUACUACUACUACUACUACUACUACUACUACUACUACUACUACUACUACUACUACUACUACUACUACUACUACUACUACUACUACUACUACUACUACUACUACUACUACUACUACUACUACUACUACUACUACUACUACUACUACUACUACUACUACUACUACUACUACUACUACUACUACUACUACUACUACUACUACUACUACUACUACUACUACUACUACUACUACUACUACUACUACUACUACUACUACUACUACUACUACUACUACUACUACUACUACUACUACUACUACUACUACUACUACUACUACUACUACUACUACUACUACUACUACUACUACUACUACUACUACUACUACUACUACUACUACUACUACUACUACUACUACUACUACUACUACUACUACUACUACUACUACUACUACUACUACUACUACUACUACUACUACUACUACUACUACUACUACUACUACUACUACUACUACUACUACUACUACUACUACUACUACUACUACUACUACUACUACUACUACUACUACUACUACUACUACUACUACUACUACUACUACUACUACUACUACUACUACUACUACUACUACUACUACUACUACUACUACUACUACUACUACUACUACUACUACUACUACUACUACUACUACUACUACUACUACUACUACUACUACUACUACUACUACUACUACUACUACUACUACUACUACUACUACUACUACUACUACUACUACUACUACUACUACUACUACUACUACUACUACUACUACUACUACUACUACUACUACUACUACUACUACUACUACUACUACUACUACUACUACUACUACUACUACUACUACUACUACUACUACUACUACUACUACUACUACUACUACUACUACUACUACUACUACUACUACUACUACUACUACUACUACUACUACUACUACUACUACUACUACUACUACUACUACUACUACUACUACUACUACUACUACUACUACUACUACUACUACUACUACUACUACUACUACUACUACUACUACUACUACUACUACUACUACUACUACUACUACUACUACUACUACUACUACUACUACUACUACUACUACUACUACUACUACUACUACUACUACUACUACUACUACUACUACUACUACUACUACUACUACUACUACUACUACUACUACUACUACUACUACUACUACUACUACUACUACUACUACUACUACUACUACUACUACUACUACUACUACUACUACUACUACUACUACUACUACUACUACUACUACUACUACUACUACUACUACUACUACUACUACUACUACUACUACUACUACUACUACUACUACUACUACUACUACUACUACUACUACUACUACUACUACUACUACUACUACUACUACUACUACUACUACUACUACUACUACUACUACUACUACUACUACUACUACUACUACUACUACUACUACUACUACUACUACUACUACUACUACUACUACUACCUGUACACAUGUAUUGAUUGAAGAGAUGUCCGUUUUCGCUUCGCAUUUAAUAAUGAGUGCUUGUCACGUGAUUUUGGUUUCAUAAACACACACACACACACACACACACACAUUUGUGUGGUGACAAACCGGUAGUUAGUAUUGAAAGGAAACAUUAUUCAUAAAUUUAAACCAUGGAGAAAUCGGUGUUCGUGUGAAGAAUUAAAUUUUAUUUUUAAGCGCUUUAUUUCCUUCCUGUGAUUUUUUUUUGUUUCAUAAUAAUCAUGGUAAAAUAUUCUGUGCAUCUUUUUUUGGUUUAAUUUUUGGGUUGUUUUACUAGAGCGUGUGUGCCUGCUGCUGCUGUGUUCAAGUGUUCUUGUCCCUGUCUGAUUUAUUUACUCAUAAAUUAUUCUUUACAAAUAAUAAUUAUUAAUGCUACUAAUAUCACUAUUGUAAUAUUUAUAUACUGUGGAAUAAAUGAGGUUAUUUAACGAUUGAA